UGUUUGGGCUGGAUUGGGGGAAAUAUUUCAUUUUGCCAGGUCGCCAUUCCGGCUGAUUAAUUGAUCGUGUAUUAUGUUUUUGUUUUAUUAAUUACUGAUAAAUGGUUACAAUUUUAUUUAUGGGAAAUCAUCAUUAUAUUGAAUGGUGAUCAGAAUGUUAUUAAGGGUGAGAAAUAUUGUUAAAAGUUAAUCCGUUGUGAUCUUGACAAGCGAUAAAUGAUGGUUAAGAAAUGGGGAACAGUUGGCUUGUGUUCCAUUGGAAACUUGAUCAACUCCGCAGAUCGGAUUAUCAUGCCUAUUGCCAUAAUUCAGAUGACUGAUCAAUACAAAUGGAGCCUUUAUUGGCAAGGUUGGAUUCUUAGUUCAUUUGCAUUUGGUUACAUAACUAGUCAGUUAAUUGGUGCCCGAGCAGCUACCCGAUAUGGAAGUAAAAAAGUUUUAGCUUGGGCUGUCUGUCUUUGGUCAAUUUCCACACUCUUAACACCACUAGUUACGCCACAUUUGUACCUUUUAAUUACCUGUAGAAUACUUUUGGGACUUGGGGAAGGAUUAGGACUCCCAACAAUAUUUACAAUUUUUGCUCAAACUGUGCCGGUACACGAGCGAUCUACAGCUUUUGGUUACCUUAUUGGAGCAGGUCAUGUUGGCCAAACAUUAGCUGCUCUUUUAUGUCCUCAUCUAAAUUGGGAACUUUCUUUUUAUCUAUUUGGAAGUCUUGGCAUCGUUUGGUUGUUUGUUUGGAUGGUUGUAUAUAAAGAAGAAAAGUUGAGUCAAGAAGAUGAAUUACCUUUAGUUUAUUCAAAGACGGGAGCCAAACAAGUUCAUUGGGUUCGUUUUCUUUGCCAUUGGUCUCUAUGGGCUAUUUAUAUAGCCCAUUUUGCAAUGAACUGGUCCAAUUACAUUAUAAUGCAAUGGUUACCUACAUAUCUUUCACGAUAUCUCGGUGCUAAUAAAGAAUCAGUCAGUCUAACAGCUGUACCAUAUAUAGUUAAUUCCUUGUUUGGAGUUGUUUCAGGUCAUCUAGCUGAUUGGUUAAUCGCGAGAAAUUGGUCUAUACUUUCUGUUAGACGAAUUAUGACCUUUGUUGGUCUUUUUGGGCCAGGAAUUUUCUUAAUAUGUUUUUGUACAGUUAAUAGUUUAUUAUACGCCGUGAUAUUUGUAUCCAUAUCAAUGGGUCUAUGUGCCUGUAAUUCUGCAGGUCAUCUCUCUAACCAUACUGAAGUUGCUCCAAAUCAUGCAGGAUUAACAUUUGCAAUCUCAAACACGUUAGCCACGAUUCCAGGUAUCCUGUGUGGACCUUUAACAGCUGAACUCGUUGUACAAUCUCAUGGUCGUUG
This is a messenger RNA of Tetranychus urticae (two-spotted spider mite), 1337 nucleotides long. RefSeq lists its product as uncharacterized. Gene Ontology annotation, biological process: transmembrane transport; monoatomic anion transport. Gene Ontology annotation, molecular function: transmembrane transporter activity. The record is from RefSeq and is a predicted model, not a curated record. Lineage: Eukaryota; Metazoa; Arthropoda; Arachnida; Trombidiformes; Tetranychidae. Gene Ontology annotation, cellular component: membrane.